CACUACCUCCUCUACCCCCCCAAUCCCCUCACACACACACACACACACCCCUUCUCACAUACACACACACGCGCGUGCCAACCAGUGCCUCAAACAACUGAAAAGCAGUGCCAGUGCCCUCGUGGAGACGGCUGGAACUACCCACGUCAGUUGUCACAAUGCGGCGUUUUACGACGCGUUUAAGCCUGGAAUGAUUUAAAAAAAGUGUGUUUGGAUAACUUGACCUGGCCUGACCUGGGCCUGACUUGGGCUUGACCUGGGCCUGACCUGGGCUUGACCUGGGCCUGACCUGGGCUUGACUUGGCCCUGACCUGGCCCUGACCUGGCCUGACUUGGGCUUGACCUGGGCCUGACCUGGCCUGACCUGACCUGGGAUGAUGAAUACAGGUGGGUCACCUCUCAUCCUCCGCCAAUCAGGAGAGUGUACGUUGAGCAGCUUCACCCUGCCCUCUGUCGGGGUCGCUGCCUCCUCUCCCACCCACGCCCACCUCGACUACAACGACAACCUCACGCCCACCUCCAUGUCCGCCCACCUGCCGGAGGGCAGCGUGCCCCAUUACGCCCGCCACGGGGGCGGCUUCAUGGGGGGCUCCUACCCCGGAGGGGCCCUAGCUGGGCCUCUCUUUCAGCACUACCACGGAGGUGGGGCCCCACUACGUUCUGGGCACCAUGGAGGGGCCCUCAUGUAUGGUGGGGUGCAUGCCCCUCCCCUCCUACCCCACCAUCAGCCCUACCCAGGUGGGGGCGGCCGCUGGGAGGGUGGGGGCCCUCCCAGAGGGGCCGGAGGGGACAAGGCUCGUAGGGAACAACGUAUCAGAAGACCCAUGAACGCCUUCAUGGUCUGGGCUAAAGUGGAACGUAAGAAACUGGCCGAUGAGAACCCUGACUUACACAAUGCUGACCUCUCCAAAAUGUUGGGCAAGAAGUGGCGCGCCCUCACGCCCACGGAGCGACGCCCGUACGUGGAGGAGGCGGAGCGGCUGCGGCUGAAACACAUGGCUGAGCACCCAGACUACAAGUACCGCCCGCGGCGCCGCAAGCCGCAACAGCCUAAGAAACCCGGAGGGACAACCCCGUCAUCCAGUUCGACUCCUCUCUCAUCCACCUCUUGUUCCACCAUCACCACUACCACCGCUCCUAGCUCCUCCUCUUCCUCUCAUAUUAAAAAGGAGGGUCCUCUUAUCCCCGGAGGUUUCCUGCAGGCGUCGCUGACGGCGCCCUUGAACACCACCACCGGCAGCACCACUGGCAGGAGUGGUUCUUCAGCGCCAGCACCUUCAUCCUACACGGCCCCAGUACUGGCGCUACACACCCCAGACGCCUCUCCCACCUGCUCCCCAGAACCCACCUGGCCACCCCUGCUUCCUCAGGGACCCCAGCUGCCUCCCUGCACCCUCGCUGCUCUCCCCACGCCUCCUGAAGCCUCCCCUCACGACCACGACCACCUCCACACCCCCACCACCCUACACCACCAUCACCACCAGGAGCAGCAGCAGCAGCAGCAGCUGCAGCAGUCUGCCACGCACCUCCACCUUCAACACCACCACCACACUCACCAGCAACAACAACAACAACAACAGCAGCACCACGCAGAAGCCUCCAAUUCGACCUCAAAACUGCUUCAAUACUUCUCUCCCGGUCAGCAGGGCUACCCCAGCUUCUACCCGGGAUCUGCCUACCCACCACACACCUACGACUGCCACGACUACAUGGGUGGGGCAGCAGAGGGAUACUACCAGUGCCACUACGACCCUCAGGGAUACACACACAACCACCACCCAGCAUUCUCACACCCCGCCUUCAGUAGUCCCAGGAGCGAGGUGAGUGCUGACGGUGGCAGCAGCGAGGGGGGCGUCACCGUGCCUGUGGGUAGCGAGAGUGAGGUCUUCGAUGAUGUGGAUCGGUCAGAGUUCGACCGAUACCUGAAGGGUCCGGAGCGUGUGGCCGUGGUUACCGCCUCCUUCACCUACACCCCUCCAGCCAACCCCAGGUACCUGCAGGUGGGCGGAGGCCAAUACCAGUCCUCGCAGUUCGUGGCGCUGAUCAAGGACGAACCCGAGGACUCUGCUGCCGGGGGCUCUGGCGGAGGAGGCUCUGACGGAGGCAGCGAAGGGGAGACUAAGUCUUCCGAAGUGCAGCGCCCCUCCCCCGAACCAGAGGCUUCCAAACCCGACACCAACACAUCCAGUCUCCUCUCCGCCCUCGCUGACGUCAGGGAACUUUACUACGAGCACUCCUAGAGACCUCUCCUUUUCAACAGCUCUAAAAUGGAGGUUCCAGGAGUCCUUCCCUCCUAUGCAUCAGCCCUAUGAAAGAGCUUCCAGGAGACCCCUCCAGCAUCCCUAGAAAGGAAAGUUCAGGAGUCCUUCGCUCUCCAACAGCCCUAGGAAAAGAGCUUCCAGGACCCCUUCCCUCCCCUACAGCAUCCCUAGGAGAGUGAGUCCAGGAAUUCUCUUUUCUCCAACAGCCCUAUGAACGAGCUUCCAGGAGUCCCCUCCAGCAUCCCUAGGGGGAAGAGUCCAGGAGUCCUUCGCUCUCCAACAACCCUAGGAAAGAGCUUCCAGGAGCCCUUCCCUCUCCUCCAGUAUCCCUAGGAAAGAGAGUCCAGGAAUUCUCCCCUCUCUAGCAGACCUAGGAAAGAGCUUCCAGGAGUCCUUCCCUCCCCUCCAGUAGCUAUAGGAAGGAGAGUCCAGGGUUCUUCCGUUAAUGAUGACAGCGAGCGUCCCUCAGGAUUCUCCUUGAUUGUCUUCCAAUAGAGUCCUAAAGUCUAAAAUGUCUCUCUUCACUGCAUCGUCGACACACCGCCCACCGCAGACGCCCACAAAUGAUAAGAGAUAAACGGCGUCCGUGAUGAGAGAUACACCGCGUACGUGAUAAGCUAGAACUAGAACCACAAAUAUUAAGGUUCGUACACUUCAUCCUAGGAAAACAACAACUUGUGGGUUAAACACACCCUGGUAUCUGAUAAACUGCCUUCGUGUGUGUUUGUGUGUGUGUGAACUUGUUAGUGUGUUUGUGUGUGUGUAUGUGUGUGUGUGUGUGUGUGUGUGUGUGUGUGUGUGUGUGUAAGAAGACUUUGACAUCCCCACAAGUGUUGAUCCACCAACUAUUAACCCAGAGAAUAUUGACUCCCUGAGAAAUACCAUAUCCUCGCUAGGGACGACCCUAGAGUGAUGACUUCCCGAGUGAUAACCCCCUUUCCCCCGGUCGAGUGAUAACCUCUGACUGAUGAAUCCCGGGUGAUGAAUUCCAAAGUAUUGAGCCCAAGCGAUAAUCACUGAUAAUAUUCCCUCCCGAUAAACAAAUCUUUAUAAAUGCCAAAAUGUUCCCACCAACAUAAGUAAAGUUUAUGAAAAAACUCGUCUACUUAACGUCGUAACAAGAAGAGAUCUGGAACUGCCUCCCACAGAGUUGCACCUUGGGAACAACAACAGUGGUGUGGGCGAGACGUUGGCAGAGGGAGAGUUACUCACUGUUCCUUAUUGUGGUGAGCGAAACACAAGCGAGAUGUUUACCUACGAAUGUUUUUGUUUUUUACAUUUGUUAGUAUCGAAGAAGAAUUUAGAAGUACAAACAGUGUGCCUUUACGUAUUUGUUUGUUGCAAGAAGCUGCAUAUCACAUGUGACUCCUGAAGCCCGUCACUGUUAAGUAUAG
Cherax quadricarinatus is the source of this 3655-nucleotide messenger RNA. RefSeq names its product transcription factor Sox-17-alpha-B. The record is from RefSeq and is a predicted model, not a curated record. Gene Ontology annotation, biological process: regulation of DNA-templated transcription; cell differentiation; anatomical structure morphogenesis. Lineage: Eukaryota; Metazoa; Arthropoda; Malacostraca; Decapoda; Parastacidae. Gene Ontology annotation, molecular function: DNA-binding transcription factor activity, RNA polymerase II-specific; RNA polymerase II cis-regulatory region sequence-specific DNA binding.